Messenger RNA from Panicum hallii, 552 nucleotides. Its product is annotated as RNA-binding protein MEX3B-like. Bases 157 to 552 code for a protein of 131 amino acids. The transcript has 2 exons. Lineage: Eukaryota; Viridiplantae; Streptophyta; Magnoliopsida; Poales; Poaceae. The record is from RefSeq and is a predicted model, not a curated record.
GGAUCAGAGAGCUGCUUGACACACACUCAUACCUAGCAAACAGCUAUAUACAACCAGGUGGAGAGCUCCAAUCCACCAGCAUAUCGUACUGAUCACUCUCUCCUAUAUCAUUCAGACUUUGUUCAAGUGAUCGGAACCUGAGCGGCGGCGGUGACGAUGAGCAGGAACAACGGCAAGGCGUCGAAGCUGGAGUUCCUGAGGCUGGGCCUGUCGAGGGCGAGGGGCGGCCCGGGCGGGGCGCCGUCGACCACGACGACGGCUCGCCCGGGCGGCGACAGCGGCAACGGCAGCGUGACGUCGCCGCGCCGGGUGUCGUCCUCGUCCUCGUCCACCGCGUCCCCGCCGAGCUCGUGCGUGUCGUCCGAGGGCAGCCCCGAAGCGGCCGCGGCCGCGCCUGGCGGCGGCGCGGCGCCCAUGGUCCUGGCCGGGUGCCCCCGGUGCAUGAUGUACGUGAUGCUGUCCCGGGAGGACCCCAGGUGCCCUCGGUGCCACAACGCCGUGCUGCUCGACUUCAACGACGGCGACCAGCGCCGUCCGCGGCAGCGCCGGUGA